GAAGAGGUGUGAGCUGCGCUGCGCCUUUCUGUUGGCUGGACUCCGACCGGACCAAAUGGCUAGAAGAAGACGUUGUGGCAAAAUCAAACUUUCAUAAGAAGAUUAGAAAAAAAAACAAACAACAAAAACAAAGAAGUUAUCGUGGCUGGCUGAUAUCACGGAGAUGGGGAACAGCAGCAGUGACAGGGCCAGUGGGGGUCAGGGUGAAAGACCAUACCGAGAUGGACAGCAAGGUGGGAAGGAGACCCGGUCCAACAUAUUGAUGGACAGCACAGAGGACGCAGACGAUCCAAAGGCUCCACAGGAAAUUCAGGAGUUUCUGGCUUGGCAACAGGAUGUGGAGAGUGAGAGUAAAAGUCCAACACUGGCUAGGCCCACUGUUUUCAGAUGGUCUGGGGGGGCCAAAGACGUCUUUGUGUCUGGCUCUUUUAACAACUGGGCCACCAAGAUCCCACUCAAUAAAAGUCACAGCAAUUUUGUGGCUAUUGUUGACUUGCCUGAGGGGGAGCACCAGUAUAAGUUUUGUGUCGAUGGGAAUUGGAUCCUCGAUCCGACUGGGGCUGUGACGACAACAAAGACGGGAACAAUUAACAACAUUAUCCAGGUGAAGAGGACCGACUUUGAAGUGUUUGAUGCCCUCAGGAUUGACUCACAAGAAACUGCAGAUAUCUCGGACUUGUCCAGCUCUCCUCCAGGCCCGUACCAACAGGAAGCAUAUGUAACCAAGUCAGAUGACAAGAUUAAGCAUCCCCCCAUCUUGCCACCACACCUGCUGCAAGUGCUGCUGAAUAAGGACACAGGCAUAUCUUGUGACCCCACCCUGCUCCCAGAGCCAAACCAUGUGAUGCUGAAUCACCUGUAUGCCCUCUCCAUUAAGGAUGGGGUCAUGGUUCUCAGCGCAACCCACCGAUACAAGAAGAAGUACGUCACCACUCUUCUUUACAAGCCAAUAUAACCCAAGAAAUCCAUAUGAGCUGGUCUCUUCCAACGAAAUCAAAUAUAUGUAGUGCUUUAAUCCUGUCGUGUUAUGUUAAUCUUUUAUAAGUACUUUUUAAAUUGUACUCAGUCAAUGAUCAUACCUCUCGAAAUGAGAGACGGCUGUUUGUGCUUUUGUAAACUGAAAUUCUGUGCUUUGCUAAACCAAAAAAAAAGAAGAAAAAAAAGGUUUAUUUUCAAUCUCACUAGAGUUUUAACAUAAACCAUUUCAUGAAGUUUGAAAGAGAAAUAACUUGUAAUGGGUUUGCUUUGUACAAAAAAACUUAAUGAAAUGAUCACAAACAAUUUAUUUUGUUUUGCAAUACUAUCCUUUAAUUAUAAACUAGAACUGUAUUUAUGAAAAAAACCAGGUAACGCUUCACAUUAAGUGCAUGUAAUAAAUGUUAGCUAAUAGGUAAUAAGGCCCUAAUAAGUCCUUAUAAAAUGCUUAUUAACAUUAUUAUGUGUUAAUAAGACUGUAUAAGUGUUAAUAGGCCCUGUGAUGGCCUGGCGGCCUGUCCAGGGUGUCUCUCCGCCUGCUGCCCAAUGACUGCUGGGAUAGGCUGCAGCAUCCAUGCGACCCUGAGAGCAGGGUAAGCGGUUUGGAUCAUGGAUGGAAGUGUUAGUAACGUCAUAAACACGUUUUCGGCCACUAGGUGGCGCUUGCAAAAUAUGCAAAACACUUUUUCACCCAAUCUGCAUUAAGACUUUACAGGUAGCAUCUAAGGACCCUCAUGAUUAAAAGUUAUUAAAAUAACUUUGAUAGUCCACAAAAUGAAAGUUAAGGGCAUAUUAACUAACGCUUAUUAUGGUGUUAUUAACACAAUGUUAAUAAGAAUUUUAUAAGGACUUAUAAGGGCCUUAUUACCUGUUAACUAACACUACAUGCACUUCAUGUAGAGCGUUACCAAAAACUACAACAUGUUAAACAAAUUAAAUGCUUUUCUUUUUUUUCCCAAACAAUUUGCAAGGAAAGUAUUCUUGUGCAAUGAUUUCCAGUGUGUUCUUCCAACCUUUACCCUGGGAUGACCUUCUGUUCUUUUCUGUGUAUUUAUGAGCAUUGCUGAUUCUUAACC
Molecule: messenger RNA, 2051 nt
Organism: Lampris incognitus (smalleye Pacific opah)
Lineage: Eukaryota; Metazoa; Chordata; Actinopteri; Lampriformes; Lampridae
Gene: prkab1b
Product: protein kinase, AMP-activated, beta 1 non-catalytic subunit, b
Exons: 8
Coding region: 164-955 (263 amino acids)
Biological process (GO): signal transduction
Cellular component (GO): nucleus; nucleotide-activated protein kinase complex; cytoplasm
Molecular function (GO): protein kinase binding
Source: RefSeq, a predicted model, not a curated record